Molecule: messenger RNA, 564 nt
Organism: Trametes versicolor FP-101664 SS1
Lineage: Eukaryota; Fungi; Basidiomycota; Agaricomycetes; Polyporales; Polyporaceae
Exons: 1
Coding region: 1-564 (187 amino acids)
Biological process (GO): mitochondrial translation
Molecular function (GO): structural constituent of ribosome
Source: RefSeq, a predicted model, not a curated record
AUGUCCUCGCCGCUGCUCGCGCUGGGCAAGCAAAAGCUGCCGCUGCGCGUCGCACAGACCUCGGUGCGCUAUGCUGGUCGACAGGAGACCUCCGGGCCCGACCCCAGGAACGAUAUCAUCCGGCGCGCACUCUACCCCUCCAACAUCCGCAACCGGGCCUCUCCCGUAGGAACUUGGCGGCCAGACGUCGGGCGGCGGCUCCAGCGCGCCAUCCCUUCUGCACAGGCGCACGAGACGAUCGAGAGGGCGUGGUUCCUGCACCAGAGGCACGUCCGACGGGCGCGCAACGCGGAGCUCGAGCGCAAGUUCCAGUCCGUGCAAAACGCGAUGGAGACGCUGCGCCAGGUCGCGCCAGCGCUGUAUGCCGAUGCGAACAAGGAGGAGGACCCGCGUGCCAGGAGCUCGGCAGAGCUGGAGCUGUUGAAGAAGCUCAAGGGCCCGGAGAAGAAGGCCGUCGAGGCCAGGAUACGCGGGCUGUUCCCGAGGGAGUUGCGCAUUCCGACAGACACGCCUCCCCGGAAUGGAUGGACCUAUGAGUUCACGCCUGUGGCACGCCCCCCAUAG